This is a messenger RNA of Linum tenue, 1327 nucleotides long. The record is from the annotation of a GenBank genome assembly. NCBI's taxonomy places the organism in Eukaryota, Viridiplantae, Streptophyta, Magnoliopsida, Malpighiales, Linaceae.
AUGUUGAGGACCCGACGCGGCGGCGCGUUUCCUCCGCCACCAACAUUUCUCGCCACCGGCUGCCUCCUCCUCCUGCUGAUACUUGAGGAUGCGUCGGCGGCGACGGAGUCGAUGAUGUUGGACACCGGAGGGCUGAGCAGACAGAGCUUCCCAAAGGGUUUCGUGUUCGGGGCCGCCACGUCGGCGUAUCAAGUGGAGGGCAUGGCCGACGGAGACGGUCGCGGGCCAAGCAUUUGGGAUGAAUUCAUUCACUCCAAACCUUAUGGAACUGGGAAGGUGAAUGAGAAAGGAGUUGCUUACUACAACAGAUUGAUAGACUACUUGCUUGAAAAAGGUAUCACUCCUUUGGUAAACGUAUAUCACAAUGAUUAUCCCCUAGCACUCGAUAAAAGAUACAAGGGUCCCUUGGCCCGGCAAUUUGUGAAGGAUUACAGCGAAUAUGCAGAUUUUUGUUUUGCGACAUUCGGAGACAGAGUGAAGAACUGGACGACGAUCAACGAGCCUAGACCCAUCGCUUCCCUAGGGUACGACGUCGGUUCGUUCGCUCCGGGGAGGUGCUCGAAGGCCAUCUUCAACUGCUCCGCCGGAGAUUCUGCAACCGAACCCUACAUUGUUUCACACAACUUGCUCCUGGCUCAUGCUGCGGCGGUCCAUAUCUACCGCAACAAGUUUCUUCACCCCUUGGUCUAUGGGGAGUAUCCGAGAACGAUGCGAGAAAUCGCCGGCGAGAGGUUGCCGGAGUUCACGGCGGAAGAGGCGGCGACGGUGAAGGGCUCCUUCGACUUCAUCGGCAUCAACCAGUACACUGCUUACUAUGUAUCGAAUGAAACUAAGGAGACGCCCAAGGAAAUGACUAGCUACCAGGCCGACUGGAAAGCUAAAUUUUCCUUUGCAAAGAAUGGAGUCCCAAUUGGUCAAACGAUCCCAUCGUCUGUUUGGGUCAUUGACGUGCCGUGGGGAUUGUACAAAUGUUUGAUGUACGUGAAAGAGAAGUACGGCAACCCCACCGUCAUCCUGUCUGAAAACGGUAUGGAGGAGCCUGCGAACGUGACGCUUCCGAAGGCACUGCACGACACGACAAGGAUAAGGUACUACAAAGGUUACCUGAGGCAGCUGAAGAAGGCCGUCGACGACGGAGCCAACGUGGUCGGAUACUACAUCUGGUCGCUGCUCGACAACUUCGAAUGGGCGACGGGUUACGAUUCGAGGUUCGGGAUCGUCUUCGUCGAUCGGAGGGAUAGUCGGCUCAAGCGGUAUCUGAAGAUGUCGGCUUAUUGGUUCAAGAAGCUACUCCAGCGCUAGAUAUAUAUAGCUAGCUAGGCUCUGU